UUUUGCACAUUCAAAUAUUAUUAGAUCAGCUUAGAAUUUCACUCACGAAAGUUGUCACCCUGAAAUUUUACCAGUCACAAAUCCGGAUUUCUGUUCGAUUUCUUCAGGAUUUUCAUUCAAUAUGUCAAGAAGCUGGUCUGAAGGAACCUCGGGAAGCUCCGAGGAAAAUUUUUUGGCUAGUUUGAACGAGCCUUUUGUUCGACCAAGGAGUUCAUGGAGUGAUGCCAGACGGCAAUCGCUGGCUGCUCCCUACGGCGUUUCUAUCCGAAGAAAGACAUGGGCCAAUGCGAGUCAUGAGAGUCGCGACGAGCAGAAAUUGGAUGACUUAUAUAUGUAUCCGGAUAUCGACAUUUGGGGAGUCAAUUUAUUCCAACUGAGCAAUCGCAGCAACCAACCAUUGACCAGCGUAGCCUACUCAGCCUUUCAACGUCACGAUUUGUUCAGAGCUCUCGAAAUCCCAGCGAAGACCUUUCUCAUCUAUAUGAUGAAUAUCGAGAAUCGUUAUAUCAAGACCAAUCCCUUCCAUAACAGCCUCCACGCAGCGGAUGUAACGCAAACAGCACACACUCUGUUGAUCAUGCCCUCUUUCCAGUCGGUAUUCGAACCUUUGGAGAUCGCUGCAACUCUCUUUGCGGCUGCGAUACACGAUGUCAAUCAUCCGGCGCUCACGAAUCAGUUCCUCAUCAACACGAGCUCGGAACUUGCUCUGACGUACAACGAUAUCUCGGUGCUCGAGAAUCAUCAUCUUGCUGUAGCAUUCAAAUUGCUGCAGAAAAAGGACAACGAUAUAUUCGUCAAAUUUAAAAAGGAACAACGUAAAAAGUUGCGAAAACUGGUCAUAGACAUGGUGCUAUCGACCGAUAUGUCGAAGCACAAUUCUCUUGUUGCUAGUUUCAAGGAGUUGGUUGCAAGGAAAGAAGUAAAUAAUGCGGGUGUUCUUCGUCUCAGAGACGAUUCUGACAAAUUUCAAGUUCUCGACUGCCUCGUACAUUGCGCUGAUCUUUCGAAUCCGACAAAGCCUUUGGACAUUUAUAAACAAUGGACUACUCGUAUUAUGGAUGAGUUCUGGGCUCAGGGGGAUAAGGAACGCGAGCUGGGCAUGGAAAUCAGUCCGAUGUGCGAUCGGAAUACUGCAGACGUCGCGAAGAUCCAGGUCGGCUUCAUUGACUUUGUUGUUGCGCCUCUGUGGAAUGUUUGGGCCCAACUCGUUGAUCCCAAUGCUGAACAUAUCGUCGAAAGUCUCCAAAACAAUCGUGAAUAUUAUCGAGACUUGAUGUCUCAAUCCUCGCGUGGCCCGGGACUAAUCUCCGAGUAAUCGCGAAAAAACUCGAUCCAUGUUUAAUAUUAACAUGGAGAAUCUAUGAAAAAAUAUGUUCCCGCAGAAUGAGCGAGUUGACCGGAAUCGACGAAUAAAAAAUGGACGGGCCAAUUAAAAUAAAGAAAAGCUUCUUUAAAAAGUA
This is a messenger RNA of Venturia canescens, 1460 nucleotides long. Its product is annotated as cAMP-specific 3',5'-cyclic phosphodiesterase-like. Gene Ontology annotation, cellular component: nucleus; cytosol; perinuclear region of cytoplasm. The record is from RefSeq and is a predicted model, not a curated record. Bases 122 to 1315 code for a protein of 397 amino acids. Lineage: Eukaryota; Metazoa; Arthropoda; Insecta; Hymenoptera; Ichneumonidae. The transcript is spliced from 6 exons. Gene Ontology annotation, biological process: signal transduction. Gene Ontology annotation, molecular function: 3',5'-cyclic-AMP phosphodiesterase activity.